GAACCAUGGGGGGAAAGAGCUUUAGAUUUCUACAAGGAUAACAAAGUCUUAGAUUAGGUUACCAAGGACGCGUAAAUUCUUGGCACCGUGCGUAAAAAGAUGGAAUUGUUUGGAUGAUAUACUCAACAACAACCCGGACUAUUUUCUGUAGGUUAAUUUCCUGAGAGCUGCUUUGUAAAGCCAUUUCUAAAAGCUUAAAUCUGAAAAUACACCAAAGGUAAGCUACAGAGCCGCUCCCUGAUUCAGCACCGGAUUGGUUUUGGAGCGCGAGGUACAUCAACAAGAGGUACAUCACCCGCUCCUAUCCUGUCUGAACUGGGCUAAAGUGGGAUAAGUGACACAUCCAUCGAUGUAGAGAUGCUUUAGAGAAAAUACCGUUAAGUUACUCAGUCCGAGUACCGUCACACUUACUCUCCGCCCACAAUUGUAAACGCAGCUAUACCAACAGCGGUGGUAAAGUUGUCCUGAUAUGCCUCCCAGCCGCGAAGAUGACAGAUUUUGCCCACAAAUCACAGUUUCAAGGUAACGUUUUGACAGCGGACGGAAACGCCUCCGUGCUCUCCGGUGAACUUCUCACUGACAGAGUGCAAAAUGGGACACAACCACCUGUUCUCUGCGAGGACGGCCAUCCUUUGUUCGCUGCUCAUGUGUCAGUCAGUUCUCUGUCAUGAGAAGACCCACUCGCACGCCGAGGAUGAACUCUUCAAGACGCUGUUCGCUGGUUACAACAAGUGGUCGAGACCCGUGCCAAACAUUUCCGAUGUGGUCAUCGUCAAGUUCGGACUGUCCAUAGCUCAGCUCAUUGAUGUGGAUGAGAAGAACCAAAUGAUGACAACCAACGUGUGGCUUAAACAGGAGUGGAAUGACUACAAACUUCGCUGGAGACCAUCAGACUACGACAACGUGACGUCAAUAAGAGUGCCGUCAGAACUCAUCUGGGUGCCAGACAUCGUCCUCUAUAACAACGCUGAUGGCGAGUUUGCUGUGACCCACAUGACGAAGGCUCACCUUUUCUACACCGGUAAAAUCCGCUGGGUCCCUCCUGCCAUUUACAAAAGCUCCUGCAGCAUCGACGUCACCUUUUUCCCGUUCGAUCAACAGAACUGUAAAAUGAAAUUUGGCUCCUGGACGUACGACAAGGCCAAGAUCGACCUGGAGAAAAUUGAAAACACGGUGGACCUAAACAAUUACUGGGAAAGCGGCGAAUGGGCCAUCAUCAACGCUGUGGGGACGUACAACACAAAGAAGUACGACUGCUGCCAUGAGAUCUACCCAGACAUCACCUACUUCUUCAUCAUCCGGAGGCUUCCCUUGUUUUACACCAUCAACCUCAUCAUCCCGUGUUUGCUCAUCUCCUGCCUCACCGUUCUGGUUUUCUAUCUGCCCUCAGACUGUGGCGAGAAGAUCACGCUGUGCAUCUCUGUGCUGCUGUCUCUCACUGUCUUCCUCCUCCUCAUCACUGAGAUCAUACCGUCCACAUCCCUCGUCAUCCCGCUCAUCGGCGAGUACCUCCUCUUCACUAUGAUUUUCGUCACCCUCUCCAUCGUCAUCACCGUCUUUGUGCUCAACGUGCACCACCGCUCUCCCAGCACUCACAAGAUGCCCCGCUGGGUCCACUCCGUCUUCCUGGACUUGAUCCCACGGUGGUUGUUCAUGCGACGGCCUGCGCCAGAUGGCCGACGUCGCAGGCUGUUGCUGCUGCAACAGGAAGCAGCGCUGGAGCAGCGGCAGUGCCGGAUAUCUGGGUACAAAUCUGGAAACUGCCUCAGCACCUCGGCGAACUGGUUAAGGGACGGGACAACAUCAGAAGACCCCGAGAGAAGCUCUUAUGAGGAUUUAGAGCUGGGAACUCUGACGUCAUAUUUCUCCUUCCGCCCUCCUUCACCUAGACCGCCAGGGUCGACCCCGCCGCCACAGCAGAAAAACCCACAGAACAGCCUGAACCGACAGGAAACGGCUGCAGGGACGAACAGACAUUUAACAGGGGCCAGAGUCAAUCUCACUAAGAGGUCAAUCAAAGCUGAUAAUUCAGUAUCAGACUCAACAUUCUUGCUUUCACCAAGCGUUAUACGCGCUCUGGAAGGGGUGCACUACAUCGCAGACCAUCUGAGGGCGGAGGACGCCGACUUCAGUGUGAAAGAGGAUUGGAAGUACGUCGCUAUGGUGAUUGACCGCAUCUUCCUGUGGAUGUUCAUUAUUGUGUGCCUGCUCGGGACCAUCGGCCUCUUCCUUCCCCCCUGGCUAGCCGGCAUGAUCUAGCUCUUGUGAGAAGGUGUGAAAAAUUCAUAACCACCUCUAGUUAGUGAAGUUUGACACUCAAAAUGUAGCUGAACUCUAUUUCAAGCCUGGGUCAGUGGCCUCACGAGGCCGCAAACGCUCUUCACACAACACCAAACCAGAAGUUUGCUUAUUUUAGAUCCUUUUAAUGAGUGGGGUAAAAAUCAAAAGGCCAUUUUAG
Molecule: messenger RNA, 2458 nt
Organism: Plectropomus leopardus (leopard coralgrouper)
Lineage: Eukaryota; Metazoa; Chordata; Actinopteri; Perciformes; Serranidae
Gene: chrna2b
Product: cholinergic receptor, nicotinic, alpha 2b (neuronal)
Biological process (GO): monoatomic ion transmembrane transport
Cellular component (GO): postsynaptic membrane
Molecular function (GO): acetylcholine-gated monoatomic cation-selective channel activity; transmembrane signaling receptor activity
Source: RefSeq, a predicted model, not a curated record